Lathyrus oleraceus (garden pea) is the source of this 772-nucleotide messenger RNA. RefSeq lists its product as uncharacterized. NCBI's taxonomy places the organism in Eukaryota, Viridiplantae, Streptophyta, Magnoliopsida, Fabales, Fabaceae. The coding region runs from base 72 to 575 and encodes 167 amino acids. The transcript is spliced from 3 exons. The record is from RefSeq and is a predicted model, not a curated record.
GAAAACCCAAACCAUUGUCUAUAUUCUUCAUUUAGUUCAUAACAUUUCAUAACUUCAAUAUCCUUUUAGUCAUGGCAAACAAUGAAAAGGGUUUAUCCAAAACUGUCUCACCAAAUCAUAACUCAGAAAAUGAUGUCAUUGUCAACAUAAGUAGACAUGGUGUUGAUAGUGUUAUUGCUGGAAGUGAAAGACGAUCCAAAAGUGAUUCUGCAAUUUCAGAUCCUAAGCUUAGAGGCAUUGCUAUGGAGCCAACGAGCACUAACUUUCUUCAUCGAAAACGGAAAAUUUCUGAAGAAGAAGAUGAAGUGACGAGUAAAAAGAUCAUAUUGCAUAAUGAUCUUUCUGCUGAAGAAAUUAGAGAACAAAAGAAAGUGGAUCUUCCAGUAAAAGAUAACUUUGUUGCUGAUGAAGUUGGAGAUGAAGAUAAAGUUGAACCUAGUGAGAAUAGAAAAGAGGCUGAGGAAAAAGCUGAGUCUUCUCGUGGAAUUGGAAAUGGAAAAGCUAACUGGAUCAACACAUUUGAUUUGAAUGAACUUCCCAGUGAUGCAGAUGAAGAUGAAGAAAACAAUGCAUAAAAUUUACAUUGAUGUAUUAUGAUUGUGGUAAAAAUACUCUUAUAAUUUACUUUUGAAGUUUAGACUUAAUUAUGUUUUACUAUAUAUUUGAUUUAGUAUGACUUUUGAAUAUUUAUAUUAGCAGUGUAACUUUUCUUAUUUCUGUGUUGAGUAUGUUUUCUCAUUGUUGAUAUAUAUAUUUUGAUUGAUUGAUUGAA